AUGAACUGUGCCGACAACUCCGGUGCUAGAAACCUGUACGUCAUGGCCGUCAAGGGAACUGGUGCUAGAUUGAACAGAUUGCCAGCCGCCUCCGUUGGUGACAUGGUCAUGGCUACCGUCAAGAAGGGUAAGCCAGAAUUGAGAAAGAAGGUUAUGCCAGCUAUCGUUGUCAGACAAUCCAAGGCUUGGAGAAGAAAGGACGGUGUCUUCCUCUACUUCGAAGACAACGCCGGUGUCAUUGUCAACCCAAAGGGUGAGAUGAAGGGUUCUGCCAUCACUGGCCCAGUCGGUAAGGAAUGUGCCGAUUUGUGGCCACGUAUUGCCUCUAACUCUGGUGUUGUUGUUUAA
This is a messenger RNA of Kuraishia capsulata CBS 1993, 348 nucleotides long. RefSeq lists its product as uncharacterized. The transcript has a single exon. Gene Ontology annotation, cellular component: cytosolic large ribosomal subunit; ribosome. Gene Ontology annotation, biological process: translation. The record is from RefSeq and is a predicted model, not a curated record. Gene Ontology annotation, molecular function: large ribosomal subunit rRNA binding; structural constituent of ribosome. Lineage: Eukaryota; Fungi; Ascomycota; Pichiomycetes; Pichiales; Pichiaceae. The coding region runs from base 1 to 348 and encodes 115 amino acids.